This is a messenger RNA of Sycon ciliatum, 1749 nucleotides long. RefSeq names its product ankyrin-3-like. The coding region runs from base 261 to 1223 and encodes 320 amino acids. The record is from RefSeq and is a predicted model, not a curated record. NCBI's taxonomy places the organism in Eukaryota, Metazoa, Porifera, Calcarea, Leucosolenida, Sycettidae. Gene Ontology annotation, molecular function: protein binding. Gene Ontology annotation, cellular component: ciliary inversin compartment. The transcript is spliced from 9 exons. Gene Ontology annotation, biological process: protein localization to ciliary inversin compartment.
ACAUCUUCUGUUCGGACAUCCCUGCGCUGCGAGCUGCAUUCCCUGGCCCUUGCCUUGGUACCUCUACGAAAAUGUACAGACAGUCAUUCCUACAUGUGCUCAGUACUACAAUCUUGUACGUCCUUUGGCUGAACUUUGCCAAUCCCAACAUGCGACUGCUAGUAUGAAUGGCUGGACGCUGGAUUAGUGGUGACUGGUGUAGGUGCAUGUCUGAGUGAGACACGUCGCUAGCGCUCGCACCGCUCUUGGUCAGUGGAACAAUGCCAGCAGCUAGUGAUACUAGGGAUACUAGAGGGCAUCUCCUUGGUCUUGUGAAGCGUAAUGAUCCCACUGAGUUGAAGAGGGUCAUACUUGCUGCUGAUGGUAGUCUAAAAGAAGACCUCGCACGACUGAAGUACACCAACACACGCGGUUAUGGUGACAAGAGUGGAGAGCAAGAAUCUCUGUUGGGUCAUGUACUGCACAAUGCGUGUGUAACAGACAGACUGGAGUGUGUGUGCGUCAUUGCACAAUGCUGCGGAGCGGGCAUUCUCAACGGACUUUAUCGAGAAUACGAAUGGAAGUGGACACCAUUGCACGCUGCAUGUUGGUUUGAUCGCACCGUCAUGGUCAGGAGUUUGCUGGAGUAUCAAGCAAAACUGGACAUGCCAGACACGGAUGGCUGUCUUCCUGUUCAUCGUGCUGCACAGUGUGGUCAUUUAGAGCUUGUCAAGUAUCUGCUGCAACUUCAUCCCGAGUCUGUUUCUGUACAGAGCUGUACAAAGUCUCUUCCCGUACAUCUUGCCUCCUUUGCUGGUGCAUUGGGCACAGUGCGAUAUCUGCUGGAGAUGCAACCAGAGCACGUCUCAGCCACGGACCAGGAUGGCCAACUUCCACUGCACUGUGCUGCACGCUUGGGACAUGUGGAGACUGUGCGCUACCUUCUAGAUGUGUGCCCAGUACACAUAGCUGUAAAGAACAAGGCCGGUCUGACUCCCCUUGUUGAAGCAGUGUUUGGUCCUGGAACUGACUGUAUUCCCUACCUUCUUCAAGUCACACUCUCUCAGCUGGAUCAUGAUCAGGCUGAUGUCAUCGUGGAACAAGCCAGAAGCAUGGCCAAGCGACGACAUAAGUCACGUGAACUGCACAUGAUCAAUCAGCCAGCCGGAGGAAAGAACAAUUGCCGUUUGUCGUGUCAACGCUCCCUAGCGUCUGUUCACCAUAUUCCAGUUCAUAGACAUUAGUCUAGUCCAUUUAUCCAGAAUAGUACAACCAGCUUUUUUUUAACUCGAUUUUGGCCGAAUUUAGGCUCAAAACCCACUUCAAUUUCUAUAUUUUUAUGUGCUUUUCCAUACAUUUUGCCAUGGUACUGUAGUACUGUCCUAAUUUUUGUAAAACUUGUCUUUGAACAAAAUUCCUGUAUGUACGGACCUUUUCCGCCUCAAACUUAGCAAGGAAUGAUUGCACAGGUUACAUAGCCAAGAAUGUACUGUUUUGCCUAUCAUGUCUCUAACAUCAUGCACAUGUAUGCGUAGGAGCCAACAAACAAUACACGGUGCCAGUUGGGAGUGGACUGUGGUUCCAAUUUCAGUAAUUCUACUUCAAGCACCAAGUUGUCAUAACCGACCUACUGGUGUACCAGUUCAUCUCCAUGAACAUUAUUAUCUGCUACUCUUCAUGAUGUACAGAUUCUGCACAUCAUGUCAGCAUCACGCCAUCACUGGUAGUACUACAGGUGAAAUCCUGAUAAUUCGAACCUCAAAAUGCCAG